AUGGGGCGCAAGGAUUGUGUAUGCCGAUGUCUUAAAAAAAGGAAACGUGAUAAUUCUGCAGCCUUAAAGAAAGCAACAGAAGCGAGAAUGAAAAAUCGUCUAAAACGCUUAGAGGAGGAUAGCACCUUUAGAUCAGACACCGCCGCCGUGCCGGGUACUAGCCAUACAAGUGAUAAGUCAAUCGACGACUAUACAGUUGAUGGCAGAAGGAUAAUUGAUUUUCAAUACUUUUGGAAUCAAUUAAUAAAUAUAAGCGAACACAGCGAGAAAUUCGGCUGCAAAUUAAACUAUCUCAAAAUAUGCAAAGAGAAACAGGUGGGCCUCAUAUCUAAAUUUGACAUUAAGUGUACGAUGUGUGGAUCUAGCUUUGUUCUAAAAACUUCGGACAGCAACACAACUGAAGCAAAACUUGACCUUAAUGCUAGGGUGGUAUCAGGUUCAAUCAUUACGGGAAUUGGUCUAUCAAACCUUAAUGAGAUCACUGCUUCGAUGGAUUUGCCAACAAUGCCAUUUCGUUUAUACAGUAAAAAACACGACGCUAUUUCUGACAUGUGGAAGGCUGCUGCUGAAGAAACUAUGCUAAAUGCUGCUAAACAGGAAAGAGAGGCGGCAAAAUCACGAGGCGAUAUUAAUAAUGCGGGUAUAGCCAUGAUACCGGUAGAAGCGGAUGCCUGUUGGGGCAAACGCUCGUAUAAAAAUAAUUAUUCAGCCCUCUCUGGUGUUGCAGCCAUAAUCGGAGAGAAUAGUGGUAAAGUGCUACACAUUGGGGUUCGCAACAAAUACUGUGUUAUGUGCGCCCGAGCAAACAAAAAAGGCCAGCCAGCAAGACCCCACAAAUGCACUAAAAACCAUUCGGGAUCUUCAACCAGCAUGGAACAAGCGAUAUUAGUUGAAGGUUUUAAAAAUUCCAUUAAAGACAGAAAUUUAAUUUAUAACAUCCUGAUUGCGGAUGGCGAUUCUAGUACCUACAAAAGUAUAUUGGAGAGUCGACCAUAUCCGGUUAUUCCAAUUCAAAAAAUUGAAUGUACAAACCAUUUGUUGCGGAAUUAUAAUGGAAAGAAUAUGCUUCUUCAAAAAGAUACAACUAUUCCUUUGAACGAGCGUAAACUUUUAAAUAUGGACCGUAUGAAAAGGCUACGUACUGCUGUUCGUGCUGCUAUUAGACAGAGACAACAAGACAACAGUUCAAGUUCCUGUAAAAUUGAAAACCUCCAAAAGGACAUUUUAAAUAGCCCACAUCACAUCUUUGGGGACCAUUCAAAUUGUGAUAGUUAUUACUGCACAGAUGAGAGAAAAAAAGAGCCUGAUCUAGUCCCAUUAAUACCUACGCUGUUUUUGAAGAUUAAAAAGAACGUAUCUCAACUCGCCUAUAAUUCCCGAAGCCUUUUAUAUGCCUACACCAAUAAUCGCGCAGAACAAUUCAAUAGUAUUGUGGCUAAGAUGGUAGGUGGGAAACGCGUCAAUUUUUCGCUAAAAGACUCCUACACUACAAGGUGUUAUGCCGCAGUGGUAUCUUUUAAUACUGGCAAGCCACAAUACACUUUUUAUAAGUCAAUUUGUCACACUAGUCCAGGAAAAUCUUUAAAAUUGUUGGAAACCAGGAGACAUGCAAAAAAUACUCGAGAAGUAAUAGCACGUGCAGGUAGUACUCGCAAAAAAAUUAAUUUUAAUCCUGUAGAUGCUCAUUAUGGAGAAGAAUGUGAAAGACCGGAUAUGGAAGUUGCAAAUUAUGAGCGAGGAAAACAACUGUUUUUGAACAAUUUAAAAGAACAAGCGUUAAACCGUCAUGAAAUUGAGAGAGCUACUGUAUUACAGGCUGAAAGCUCUUUGUGGCUCGAACUUAGAAGGUGUAUACUUACUGCGUCCUUCUUUGGAGAAAAUGCUACCCAAAUUGACUCGGUUUUACCAAGAGUGCGUACUACCGGAAAUCAUAGACCCAAGAAAGGCAAGAUCAAUGCCUUUACGCCAAAUAUUCCUAUAGUGUGA
This is a messenger RNA of Arctia plantaginis, 1986 nucleotides long. The record is from the annotation of a GenBank genome assembly. Lineage: Eukaryota; Metazoa; Arthropoda; Insecta; Lepidoptera; Erebidae.